GCGAGGGGUUAUUAGGCUACACUUCUUGAUAACUGACCGACACCCAACAAAAAAUUGGCCGAUAAACUCUCUCUUUCUGCUCAUUCAAGUACGGAACAGUUACCGGCUCUUUUUGUCACACAUCUUCUUCUGAACUUCCCCAAGGACACUGCAACUACCUUCAAGAUGGCCAACCUCCCCCCCGUCUACAUCGUUUCUGCCGCCAGAACCCCCGUCGGUUCUUUUUUGGGCUCUUUGUCUAGCUUGAGCGCCACUCAAUUGGGUGCCCACGCCAUCAAGGCUGCCGUCGAGCGAGUUCCCCAGAUCAAGCCCGAGGACGUCGAGGAGGUCUUCUACGGCAAUGUCCUGUCCGCCAACCUUGGACAGGCCCCUGCCCGCCAAUGCGCUCUCGGAGCCGGUCUUUCGCAGGGCGUUGCCGCCACGACCGUCAACAAGGUCUGCGCCUCGGGCAUGAAGGCGAUCAUCCUUGGUGCUCAGACCAUCCUCACUGGCAACGCGGACAUUGUUGUCGCCGGAGGCACGGAGUCCAUGACCAACACCCCCCAUUACCUUCCCGUCCUCCGCAAUGGGGCCAAGUAUGGCGACCAGACCCUCGUCGACGGUGUUCUCAAGGACGGCCUGACCGAUGCCUACGGCAAGAAGGAGCACAUGGGCAUGGCCGCUGAGCUCUGCGCCAAGGAACACGAAUUCACUCGUGAGCAGCAGGACGAGUACGCCAUCAACACCUAUAAGAAGGCUCAAGCUGCCACCGAUGCCGGCAUCUUCUCCACGGAGAUCGCCCCCGUCGAGGUCUCCGGCGGCCGCGGCAAGCCCAACGUGAAGGUCGACCGCGACGACGAGGUCAAGAACCUCAACGUCGAUAAGCUCAAGGCCAUGCGCCCGGCAUUUAUUCCCAACGGCGGCACCGUUACCGCCCCCAAUGCUGCCCCCCUCAACGACGGCGCCGCCGCCGUUGUCCUCAUGUCCGAGGCUAAGGUCAAGGAGCUCGGCGUCACCCCCAUCGCCAAGAUCCGCGGAUGGGCCGAUGCCGCCCGCGAACCGGAGCGCUUCACUAUCGCGCCUGCUCUGGCCAUCCCCAAGGCCAUCAAGCACGCCGGUCUCACCGAGAAGGACGUCGACUUUUACGAGAUCAACGAAGCUUUCUCCGUCGUUGCCCUCGCUAACAUCAAGCUGCUCAACCUUGACCCCGAGACCGUCAACGUAUUUGGUGGCUCUGUCGCUAUCGGACACCCCCUGGGCUGCUCCGGUGCUCGUAUCGUCACCACCCUCACGACCGUCCUCCGUGAGAAGAAGGCAAAGAUCGGUGUUGCCGGUAUCUGCAACGGCGGCGGUGGAGCUUCUGCCAUUGUUAUUGAGAGCCUGCAAUAAAGCACGCGAAGCUAACAAACCCACACAAACACACAAAUCAAGUCCCGGAACUCCGAGCUCAUGCAGUCCGAAUCAAAUAGUCAACACGGGAGAACGUGGGGCCUUGGCGUUCUGAAGCGUGCGCGCAGCCAGCGACAUGCCGUUUGGAGCCUUGCACCUUUUUUAAGUCCUUCAACUUUGCUGAUACUUGACGCCGAGGAGAGGAACCCCGUGGGAGUUUGUCAUCACUGGUCGACGCUGCGGGUUUAAUCACCUCCCCCAAAAGGUUAGCAUGCCAGCGUUUUAGAUAAAGCGCAAUGGGCGGCCUUGCAGGUUUUUUUAUCUAGUUACAUAAUAUCACGAAUCAAACGAUGCAACCUCUCUUCCGGUUCCGCACAGUUCCCACUUGGCUGCCGUGUUUUGCGCCUUUUUCUGUUUAUUCCUCAGGUAGGUAGAUAGAUCCACG
Molecule: messenger RNA, 1813 nt
Organism: Colletotrichum destructivum
Lineage: Eukaryota; Fungi; Ascomycota; Sordariomycetes; Glomerellales; Glomerellaceae
Product: Putative thiolase
Exons: 4
Coding region: 166-1368 (400 amino acids)
Biological process (GO): ergosterol biosynthetic process; fatty acid beta-oxidation
Cellular component (GO): mitochondrion
Molecular function (GO): acetyl-CoA C-acetyltransferase activity
Source: RefSeq, a predicted model, not a curated record